Drepanopeziza brunnea f. sp. 'multigermtubi' MB_m1 is the source of this 1476-nucleotide messenger RNA. Lineage: Eukaryota; Fungi; Ascomycota; Leotiomycetes; Helotiales; Drepanopezizaceae. The record is from RefSeq and is a predicted model, not a curated record.
AUGGCGUCUUUUGCUACUGGAGCAUGUAUUCUGUUCGGGGUCUGGAUCAUUACCGAGCUUGCCAAAAUGGUGUACUUCACCAAGUUCCAUACUUUGAAGUCGAUCCCUGGCCCUUGGUUCCCGUCAUCAAGCUCGCUCUGGCUGCGCUGGCAACGAUGGCAUGGAAAGCUUUCAUUCACCGCUGACGAUCUUCUAUCAAGAUAUGGCCCGAUUGUUCGUAUCAGUCCCAAUAUGGUUUUACUGAACGACUCCGAAGCCUUGGCUCAAGUGUUUACUCGGAGAGACCUCGAUACCGCACCGACAGCCAUCCGCGCAUUGAGGGUUGGGGGUCACGACUGGACUGUGACAUAUCCGGAGCAUGAAAAAGCUCGUCAGCGUCGCAAUCCCGUUAUGACUGCCACUACUACUAGGAACCUUCGAUAUUGGCAGCCGCUCUUUGAGAGCAACAUUGCCGAGAUGGUGAAGGACUUGGGUGCCUCCAACGGCCAGAAAUCUGAGGAUAUUGUUCACCACCUUCGCAUUAACACUCUUCUCAACUCUCAGGUUGUUAUGGGUGGCUCACACGUCAAGCUAGACCCCUCCAGCUUCCCCAAGACCGUCGGCGAAUACAACUUUCUUGUUGUGUGGCGCCUAUGCUUGCCUGAAUGGAUUUUCAGCUGGCUGAGACUUGGACCGUUCGAGAAUGCUCGAUUCCGCGUCCGAUCCAGCGAUCUGCUUUUCAAUCUCGGGGAGGAUCUCUGCCUGCAGGCCGCGAAAGCCGAUCCCAUGGACCGCGACGAUGCACCAACCGUCUAUGAUCUCUUCACUCGACAGAACGAGAAGACGGGAGGGGUGGAUUGGAGCCACGGAGAAAUCAGUGCUGAGAUGGCUGGCCAGGUCCUUGCUGCAACCGAGACAACAUCAUCUGCACUCGCAUUCAUCUUCUACGAACUUGCGAAGAACCAGCCACUACUGGAAGAACUCUACCGUGAGAUCAAUGGCAUGGAUGGCUACAAAGAUAUUGAGUCGCUCAAAUUAUUGGAUGCUUGCAUCAGGGAGGGUCUCCGCUUCCGUCCUCCAGUCGCUUUCACCGGCAGUCGUCUGGUACCUAAAGGGGGGUUGAACAUUCUCGGAUACUACAUUCCUGAGGGGACAGUCGUUACCACACAGUCUCUGUCCCUGAGUCGCCAACGCCCUGAUCUGUUCCCCGAAUAUGAUUCCUUCGAUCCCAAGCUCUGGCUUGACGAGUCUCGACUUGACGAGCGUCGCAAGAUGUCGGCUCCAUUCGGAGUGGGCUCGCGACGUUGCCCCGGGGGCAACAUGGCAUACUGCCAGAUGCGACUCCUCAUUGCUGCCAUCGUUCGUGAAUUCGAGGUUCUGCUCGCCCCAGAAACUACGCCAGCUUCCAUGGAGCCGUUUGAGGCUAACGGUUUCCGCUCUCGUUACGAUGAAUGCUACUUGAUCUUCAAGCCCAGGAAAAUGGCCGAAGUGAUGUGA